This is a messenger RNA of Anopheles maculipalpis, 1453 nucleotides long. It is a transcript of the gene Syt4, whose product is annotated as synaptotagmin-4. The coding region runs from base 38 to 1453 and encodes 471 amino acids. Gene Ontology annotation, cellular component: axon; membrane; synapse. The transcript has 3 exons. Lineage: Eukaryota; Metazoa; Arthropoda; Insecta; Diptera; Culicidae. Gene Ontology annotation, biological process: regulation of dopamine secretion; cellular response to calcium ion; calcium-ion regulated exocytosis. Gene Ontology annotation, molecular function: phosphatidylserine binding; clathrin binding; calcium ion binding. The record is from RefSeq and is a predicted model, not a curated record.
AAUCGGCAAAACGGUGGAGUCCGGAAUCAUCAACAAGAUGGGCGACCACGGCCCGGACAUGAACACGCUGGAGACUGAUUAUGUUGUGCUCAUUUCAGUUGUACCGGCCGUGUUAGGACUAACGGCGGCCGCCAUAUUGGCCGUGACGGCAUGCUUCUGUGCUCGGCGUUUCCGGCGCCAGAACAAGAAGUCGGGCCACGAAGCAUCUUCACUACCGUUCCAACCGCCCCGUCCACCGAAAGCGGUCCGUUCGCCGAGCGGUCAACCGCCCCAAUAUCUGAAGAAAUCACCGUCGCCGACCAGCAUUAAACCACUUCCGGGUCAUCUACCGGCCCAAUCGCCGACCGAGCAGACGACGGUGGUGGCAGCAAACACCACAACCACCACCACGACCACCACAACGAGCAUUGUACCGCCGACCAAGUACACCGAGGAGAACGAACUGAUCCCGAAGAAUGCGCAGCUGGAACCGAAAUCACCGGAUGUGUCGGAGAUGGGUGAUCCGGUCAGCGAGCAUGGCGAUGGCAGUGAGCACGGUAAGCUGGGCACGAUUGUGUUCAAGCUACGCUUUCUGGCCGAUCGGAGUGCGCUCGUCGUGUCGGUGGUCCGUUGCCGUGGACUGCCGGGCAAGAACCAUGGUACGGCAGUGACCGAGCUGAGUGCGGGCGGUGGUGGUGCCCUUUGCAACGGAAGCGCCAACGGAAAGCAAACGGCUACCGAUCCGUACGUGAAGUUGCAGCUGUUACCCGACAAGCAGCAUAAGGUGAAAACAAGAGUGCUGCGUAACACUCGCAAUCCGGUAUAUGAUGAGGACUUUACCUUCUACGGCUUAACACUGAACGAGCUCGCCGGCAUGUCGCUGCAUUUCGUGGUGCUGAGCUUCGAUCGGUACAGCCGGGACGAUGUGAUCGGUGAGGUAGUUUGUCCGCUGAGUGGCAUCGACCUGCAGCAGAUCGAGAACCAACAGGUGGCACUGAGCCGCGAGAUCCAACCGCGCAGUCUGAAGAUCCGGGCGCAGGGUCGUGGUGAGCUGCUGAUUUCACUCUGCUGGCAACCGGCCGCCGCACGGCUGACCGUGGUACUACUGAAGGCACGCAAUCUACCCCGCAUGGAUGUGACCGGGUUGGCGGAUCCGUACGUAAAGAUCUACCUGCUGUACAAUGGGCAGCGCAUCGCGAAGAAGAAAACCCACGUGAAGAAGCGCACCCUGAGUCCGGUAUUUAACGAAAGUUUCGCGUUUGAUAUUCCAACAACCGAGGGUGCCGGUGCCACGCUGGACGGUGUUUCGCUCGAGCUGAUGCUGCUGGACUGGGACCGGGUGACAAAGAACGAAGUGAUCGGCCGUCUGGAGUUGGGUGGACCGCGCAGCAACGGCUCGGCGCUCAACCACUGGAAGGAGGUAUGCAACUCUCCGCGUCGUCAGAUUGCCGAUUGGCACAAGCUGCGAGAAUAA